CCCGAGUUUGUGCUGGGCCACGAACGGGAGCAGGGCCCUUUGCUGGCCUCGCCCCCCGCAGCACAGCAGGAGCUCGGGGCCAUCUCGGGCCCUGCGGACCGGGCCGUGGGCUGGGCGGCCGCUGCCGUGGGUCAGCUCUGCAGCGGGGCUGUAUUUACACACCGUGUGCGGCUCUGUGCCCGCCGGGUCAUUGAGAACACUUCUGGAGUAACCUUAUUCUGAAUUGCUUGAAAUGGGAGGAAGAACUUCUGCUAAUGCUGCUGGAAUAGGGAGACAGGGACUGACUCCUAUGGAGAAGAAGCUGGCUGAAUACAAAUGUAACACAAAUGAAGCAAUACAGCUCAAACUAGUUCGCUUUCCUGAGGAUUUGGAGGAUGAGAACACAACUUUUAAUCCAGAGUACAGCCAUCAAGUGUUUGGUGAUGAUGAAGUUGCCUUUGGCUACAAGGGACUGAAGAUUCUCUUAUACUAUAUUGCUGGUAACCUGUCAACUCUCUUCCGCAUUGAAUAUACAUCUAAAGUUAAUGAGAAGUUUGACUGUGUGGAGGCAGAUGAUGUCGAAAGUAAAAUUAGAGAAAUUAUUCCUCCUGGCUUUUGUACAAACACAGACGACUUUGUCUCUCUGUUGGAAAAGGAGGUCAACUUUAAGCCCUUCGGAAUGCUGCUACACACAUAUUCUGUUCAUAAUGAGGAAGCUGGUGAAGACAUUACAUAUCAGAUAUAUAAGGCUGACAUGACGUGUCCAGGCUUUCGAGAAUAUCAUGAAAGGCUUCAGACAUUCUUGAUGUGGUUUAUUGAAACUGCUAGCUUUAUUGAUGUAGAUGAUGAAAGAUGGAACUACUUUAUAGUAUUUGAGAAGUAUAAUAAGGAUGGAGCUACGCUCUUUGCGACCGUAGGCUACAUGACAGUCUAUAAUUACUAUGUGUACCCAGACAAAACCCGGCCACGUGUAAGCCAGAUGCUGAUCUUGCCACCGUUCCAAGGAGAAGGCCAUGGUGCUCAGCUUCUUGAAACAGUUCAUAGAUACUAUAUGUCUUCUCCUACAGUACUUGAUAUUACAGCUGAAGAUCCAUCUGAAAACUACAUAAAGCUAAGAGACUUUGUUCUUGUAAAGCUCUGUCAAGACUUGCCUUGCUUUUCCCCAGGAAAGUUAAUGCAAGGCUUCAGCCAAGAAAUGGUAAUGGAAGCUCAACAGAAGCUGAAAAUAAAUAAGCAACACACAAGGCGAGUUUAUGAAAUCCUCCGAUUGCGUGCAACAGAUAUGGGUGAUGCAGAACAAUCCAGAAGCUACCGGUUGGAUGUUAAAAGAAGGCUGAUUGGCCCCUAUAAGAAAAAGCAGAGAGAACUUGCCAAGAUGAGAAGAUGCUUAAGACCAGAGGAGCUGACAAAUCAGUUGAACCAAAUAGACCUAAACAUGCAACACGAACAGUUAGAAGAGAGCUUCCAGCAACUCGUUUCAGAUUACCGAAGAGUCCUAGAACGACUUGCGCAAGCGUGAGGAUCUGACCUGUACAGGAAACCUACAGAUUUCUACACAGUGUUAUGAAGCACAUCCUUAAUUGCCACUUAACUGCAAAAACAAAACCUUGUGACGUUUUAAUCACAUUAAGGGUGAAUUGUGUUUCUGUGCAUUUUGAAUAUUUUCUAUUUUUGUGUUGUAGAUUUAAAAUGUUGUUCUUCAAGUUCGGGAGCACUUACUGCUGAAAUAAACUGUAGAUUCUCAGACACAAAAACACAUAAAUUGUUUGAAUUUUUUAACCUUUCUGUUUUGCCUCGGGUCUUAAUAGGUAACUGAACAGCAAGUUAAUACAUGAAUGUAUAUAUUGA
Coturnix japonica (Japanese quail) is the source of this 1827-nucleotide messenger RNA. The record is from RefSeq and is a predicted model, not a curated record. Lineage: Eukaryota; Metazoa; Chordata; Aves; Galliformes; Phasianidae.